AUGGCUCGCGUGCUGCUUUGCGGCGAAGUCCGCGGCCGAGUCAGCGAGCUGCACCGGCUGCUCCACCAGCUGCAGAAGAAGGGUCCAUUUGACCUGGCAAUAUGUACAGGUUCUUUCUUUGGGGAACCACAGGAGCAGGACGCCGCCCCCGCAUGCAGCAGCAGCUCCUCACCCCAGGAGGGCAUUCGUAGGGGCCCCCAAGUUUCAGAAGGGUCGGCUCAGGGGGCCCUAGGUGAGGCCGUCUGUGCUGAGCUGUCUCGGCAGUUUGCCGCUGCCUUUGACGAGCUGCAGCGCUGCUCCAGCACUCUCCCUCUGCCUCUGUACAUCCUCGAUGAAGCUACAAGCCGAUGCGUACAGAGGCUGCAGGCACAGCGUCAGCCAACGGCGGCAUCUCCCCCCCCCAGUACCCCGCAGGAGCCCGUCAGGGUCAAGACAGAAGAUCCUCCUGUAGCAGCAGCAGCUGCUGCUAGCUCUGCUGCACCUCCUCAAGGCUCCGCUGCUGAUGUCAAAGAGGAGCCAAAUGGAGAACAGUCUUCAGGGGAGGAUAGAAGUGGUGCUACAUCAGUCAACCCGUCACCGGCGGGUCAGGCUGUGUCAAGAACAUCCGAGUGUACGUACACCCCAUUGCAGCUGUUAGAAAAUGUUUGGCUGCUAGCGGGGGCGGGAGUAGCGGAGCUGCACGGGUUAAACGUUGCCUUCUACGGGGGUGAAGGGCCCCCUGGGCUUUCCUGCUGCAAGUCGGAUGCACGCACUGAGCAGCAGCAGCAGGUAGAGGAUCAGCAGCAGCAGCAGCAGCAGCAGCAAAAGGAACAGGAGCCUGGCUCUGACAAUAGAGGGGCUGCGUUUGCCUUGAGCCUCUCAAAGGGGUGGGGAAACUUUGACGCCUUCAGGGGCCGCAUUGAUCUCUUGCUGACGGCGAGGCCUCCCCUGGGGGUAUUCGAUGGGCUUCCUCCUGGCGUGGCGCCAACCCCCCCGGCCCAGCAGCAGCAGCAACAGCAGCAGCAGCAGCAGCAGCAGGAGCAAGACGAGCCUGCUAGCGCGGACAGAAAAGAAGGAAGCCCAGCGGAUGCUGCGGCUGAGGCGCAGUCAACUACACCCGAAGGCCUUUAG
This is a messenger RNA of Eimeria mitis, 1110 nucleotides long. RefSeq lists its product as uncharacterized. The record is from RefSeq and is a predicted model, not a curated record. Bases 1 to 1110 code for a protein of 369 amino acids. The transcript has a single exon. Lineage: Eukaryota; Apicomplexa; Conoidasida; Eucoccidiorida; Eimeriidae.